CGGACACGAAAGGGAAUAGGAGAAUUUAUUUUAAAAGCAAAAAUGUCUUCCAGUAUUUAUAACAUACCCAAUUUCAGCGCAUUUAGUAUUCACCGUCACAGCCGCAAUCUUUUGUCGGAAAGUGAAUCUGAUAUAAACAUAUUUGUCAAAGAAUAUAAAGACCGUGUUGAGAAACAGUUGAUUCAGGGAGAAGAGCACGAGAAAAGUCUUGUAUCUUUCGCUGACACAAUAAUACCUGAGCCUGAGCACGACGAAGAAUGGUUGAGAGAUAAUUAUAAUAGGUUUUUCCACUACACGCCUAAUCUGGACUUGUCUAAAGUUCACUUUUUAACAGAGAUGGGAUUUAUAUGCAGCAUGACUUUUGCCCCUGAUGGCGCAUUUCUGAUUGUUGGACAUUCUUCAGGAUUAAUACAGAUGCGUCACGGUAUAACUGGUACAGUUUUAUGUACUCUACGCAAUAUACAGUUUCCACCGAAACCAGUGUACGCUUUGGAAUAUAGUCGAUUGGAAGAUAGAGUUUGUUAUGCUGCUUGCAUGGAUGGAGCCGUAUACAGGAUUGAGAUACCUAACAUAAGCAUAUCGAACGAAGAUGAUGUAAUGUUUUGUAUCAGAGCGGAUCCGGGAUUGGAAUCCCUGAAUAUGCAAUUCUACGGCUCCCCAGGGAUAUCUUCAUAUUCGACACCUUUUGUCACUCAAAGAUCGCCUGCACUGUCACUGGGUAUAACAGCAGAUCAGUCGAGAUUAGUCGUAGGUUACGGAGAUGCAUCUAUCAAAAUAUAUGACAUGGAGACACAAGAGGCAGAAACUACGUACAAAGUGCAUAAGUUGCGAUUGCAAUUCAUACCCAAGAAACUGCAGAGGAUGCAUACAGGACAAGUCUGUGCAGUGAGAUGCCACGACCAAAAGCCGACCAUGUUCGCGUCUGCAGCUUGGGACAACACUCUAAGGAUUUGGGAUACGAGAUGCAAAGUCGGCUGCGUGAUGACAUUCGAGGGUGUUGAUAUUUGCAGUGAUAGUAUUGAUCUUAACAGAGAUCAUUGCAUCGCGGGCAGUUGGCAACCGACGGAAGCACUUUGUGUAUGGGACUUAGUAGCUCGAAAGAAGCAAAACAUCAUCAGGGUUCAAAACCGAAGACCAGACGUCGACGGGGAGUACAUAUAUGCUUGUCGUUAUUGGAAGUCUACACAGUACAAUCGCAAAGGAAAAUACUGUAUCGUCGGUGGCAGCGGCACUAAAUGCGUUGAAGUCAUCAAUCUUCAUAAUAGGUACAUCGCUUGCUCAUACCCUGCCGCUGGCACUGUCCUCGCUGUCACCAGCCACGAGGAGCGCAUCGCUUUCGGCGGUACCACGCCAGUCUUCAACAUUGUGACGUUCCAUGACCCCAAGCACGAGAAGUACGAAAUGCCACAAGGCGAAGUCAACGUUAAAUCAAUGACGCUGUUCCACGAUGAUUCCGAGAGCAUGUAUUCGGACUACGAUCCCACGGAACAAUCUAAAGUAGCCGUUCCGUCAGUAUUGCCUGCUCCUACUGACAAUAAGAUUUUGUCUAAAAAUGAUGAUAAUUGAUUUAUUUAAUAUACUUAUGUUUUUGGUGGCCUAUCUUA
Molecule: messenger RNA, 1604 nt
Organism: Chilo suppressalis (striped riceborer)
Lineage: Eukaryota; Metazoa; Arthropoda; Insecta; Lepidoptera; Crambidae
Source: the annotation of a GenBank genome assembly